Rhizophagus irregularis DAOM 181602=DAOM 197198 is the source of this 1773-nucleotide messenger RNA. RefSeq lists its product as uncharacterized. The record is from RefSeq and is a predicted model, not a curated record. Gene Ontology annotation, biological process: carotene catabolic process. NCBI's taxonomy places the organism in Eukaryota, Fungi, Glomeromycota, Glomeromycetes, Glomerales, Glomeraceae. Gene Ontology annotation, molecular function: carotenoid dioxygenase activity.
AUGGAAGACGAUAAUACUACAAAUGUAGAGCUUAAUACUUAUUCAGAACCACCAACAAUUAUUACAGAGGAUGAGAAUGGAAAUACUCAUGCUGAAAUCCCAACAGUAGAAAUUAAGAAACUUAAUCUUCCCUAUCGUAAGGGGUUCAGCAAUGCUGGGGAAACUCUUACACCUGUCGAGCUAAAAGUUAGUGGAGAACUUCCUUCAUGGUUAAGUGGUGAACUUUACACAGUAGGUCCUGGCACAUACGACAUAAAAUACACCCGUAUGAUCGAAAGUGAAGGAGGAUUUGAAAGUGCCACAGAAACAUUCUCAAUGGGUCACUGGUUUGAUGGUUUACCACUCGUUAAUCGAUUUGAGUUUGAUGGAAAGGAUGGUAAGAUUAAAUAUCGGUCAAGAAUUACCAGUAGAAAAUAUGAAAUUAAAAUACGCGAUCAUCAUGGUAUCGUUACGAGACAUCCUUUUACAUUAUUUAAGACUCAUGCAAAUCAAACGCCUCUGGCAAAAUUAUUUGGACAAAAACGUACAGAUAAACCUGAAAUGGAACCUUGUUCCGUUAAUAUUAGUACAAAAUUUCCAUUUUACAAAUCUGGCGAAAAACCUAAAGUGUUUUGUCAAAAUCACGCAAGUCAAGUGGUAGAACUUGAUGCACAUGAUCUUGCUCCUUCACGCGUUUAUUCUUGGAACGAUAUAAAUCCACUUUUUAGAGGUGAUCAUGCUUCUCCCCACCCACAUUAUGAUGAUAAUACUGGGGAAUUAAUCAAUUUUAACAUGGAAGUUUAUGCAUUGGGAACAAAAUAUAAUUUCUUUUCCAUCACGGAAAAGAAUCCAAAUGGUGAAUUUAUCGCCAGUAUAUCAGCCAAAGCAAGUUAUGUACAUAGUUUUGCUGUGACACAGAGAUUUAUAAUUUUGGUUGUAUUUCCGUUUCAUGGAAAAAAUGCUGGUAUUAAUUUCAAGUGGUCGGAUAAUAUUUUGGAUUCGCUUACUUACAGACCAGAAGAAUCUACACUAUUUUACGUUAUAUCAAGAGCAGAAAAACAGCAUGUUGCUACAUAUAGAUCGGAACCAUGUUUCGCGUUUCACCAUAUUAAUGCUUUUGAAGAUGAUGAUGAUAAUUUAUAUUUAGAUAUAGUAUGCUACGAUAAUACAGAAAUAUGUUAUGAUUUAUCACUUGAAAAUUUAAGAACCGGAUUAGUUGUUGAACUUCCUUUAGCUGAAGUUCGUAGAUAUGUUUUACAAAAUAUUCAAGUUGAAUCAAUAAAAUUUUCGAAAAUACCACAGGCAACGCAAUUGGAGACUUUGCAGAAUACUGUAGUUGGUCUAUUCAAAAAUGUUCAACCAGUUACAUAUCCUUUGCCUGUUGCAAAUUAUGUUCGUUGCUUAGAUUCCACUUUAGAAUUACCAAGAAUCAAUCCAAAAUUCCAUGGUCAGAAAUAUCGUUAUGUCUAUGGAAUUGGUCUUUCGGCAAAAGCUGCCACUCAAGAUGGUCAAAUAUGGGAUUCACUUAUUAAAUGCGAUUUGGAUACUAAAGAGGUUAUCGCUAUGUGGAGUGAAGAAGAUUGUUACCCUUCUGAACCUGUUUUUGUGCCAGUCCCUGGUAAUGACGACGAUGAGGAUGAUGGUGUAUUAUUAAGUGUUAUAUUUGAAGGUCAAAAGGUUAAAAGUUAUUUAGUGGUACUUGACGCAAAAACUUUAUUGGAAAAGGCUCGUGUCGAUUUACCACAAGUUAUACCCUUAUCUUUUGGACAUGGUUCUUUUAGACAAAAUAUUUAA